Molecule: messenger RNA, 1087 nt
Organism: Amphimedon queenslandica
Lineage: Eukaryota; Metazoa; Porifera; Demospongiae; Haplosclerida; Niphatidae
Product: scavenger receptor cysteine-rich type 1 protein M130-like
Exons: 4
Coding region: 8-931 (307 amino acids)
Cellular component (GO): membrane
Source: RefSeq, a predicted model, not a curated record
GCUGUACAUGAUACUAUACUUGAAAAAUUAUAAGAUGUUGCUGCACUCUCAUAGCUCUACUGUUGGCUCUGCUCAGAGACAUUUCUUUCUAACUUUACUCCUGAUCUGUUUGAAUUUCAGUUCUAUCAAAGCUUGUAUUAGUGGAUCAAUUCGUCUUGUUGGAGGAGCUGACGAUUUAGAAGGAACUGUUGAAGUAUGUAGAAAUGGAGCCUAUGGUACUGUCUGUGAUGAUUCAUGGGAUACUCGUGAUGCUAUGGUGGUAUGUAAGCAGUUAGGAUAUACAUCAGGGACAGCAUAUACAAAUGCGCAUUUCGGACCAGGAACAGGAAGGAUAGUAAUGACUUAUGUCUACUGUACUGGAUCUGAAUCAACCCUUACUAGCUGCCCUCAUACAAUUAAUCAUCAUUGUAGUCACUCUGAAGAUGCUGGAGUCAGUUGUGAAGGAGGCUCUGGCUCUGGUAAAUUAGUAGGAGCUAUUGUUGGAGGAGUAAUUGGUGGUAUUGCUUUCCUAAUCUGUAUGAUUGUUAUAUGUGUAUGGGCAGCUGUUUUACAUUUUAAAUCAGACUCCUCCAGAGCCAGACAAGCAGCUCCUGUAGUUCAAAUGACAUCAAUUCCAGCACAAACUAUUAAUGCUAUAAUUGAAGCUUAUACACAAUCCGAGCCUAAGGCAGAAAAUCGACCUCCUCCUCCAUCUUACUCAGAUUAUAUGGAACAGCAGACACAACCAGCUGCACCGAUGGUUUAUCCUGGUUAUGCUGCACCAGCAGUGGGUUUUGCUGUACAAGGAUAUCCUCAACAGGAUUAUCCCAGCAAGCAGCAGCAAGAAGCACCAGUUGGGUAUCCACAGCAGGAACCACAAGGAUAUGGAGGAACAAACCCUGGUACUGAUGAGUCUACUGGCAUUCGUGAUGAAUCACCACCUCCUUAUUGAGCUCAUUCAUGUUAUAUGUUUUAUAUUUUUGUACUACCUAGUCUGUGCUAUUAUUUCAAUAAUCUACAUUUAUUUUUAUUUACUGUCAGAACAGUUUAAUGCAAAUUUUUUAAUACUUUUCUGUACCUUUAAAUAAUCUUGAAUACCAUACCAGAA